Dentiscutata heterogama is the source of this 277-nucleotide messenger RNA. Lineage: Eukaryota; Fungi; Glomeromycota; Glomeromycetes; Diversisporales; Gigasporaceae. The record is from the annotation of a GenBank genome assembly.
CGUCAAAACCUUAAAACUUUGGAACCUUAAAGCCUUCGGAACCUCGGAAAUAAGGACGGAACUAUAUCCCGUUGAGGACCUCGGGAAUAGAACGCGUAAGCAACGUAGAGAACCGCGACGUCGAGGGACAUCCAACCUUUUUUCAGGAUUAGUAGACCUUAUUUUGCAGGAGAAAUCUCUGUUUUGCAAAAAUCAUGGAUACUAUAUACUUGAAAAUGAGCCCGAUGCCAUUCUUCCCCAGGCAGGCACCAAUGGAAUCCUAAAAAAUAUGGUUUGA